This is a messenger RNA of Rotaria sordida, 333 nucleotides long. The record is from the annotation of a GenBank genome assembly. NCBI's taxonomy places the organism in Eukaryota, Metazoa, Rotifera, Eurotatoria, Philodinida, Philodinidae.
AUGGCUACUGAUGAAUACACUACUGCUUGUCUUGAAAAAGAAGCAAGAGAAUAUGAAAAAGCAAUUGCAUUGUUCACAAAAAUUCUUAGUGAACAAAAUAAUACAACAAACAAAAAUUAUCUAAUUAUGGUCUACAAACGUCGAGCAGAAUACUACUAUAAAUUGGCUAAAUUUCAGAAUGUGAUUGACGAUAUCAAUAAAGCAAAACAAGAAGGUUUUGAUAUUUCAAAAGAUCCUGAAUUUUUUUACAUGCUCAAUCACUGUACAAUACAAUGUACCUUACAACAAGUGAUCAAUAAUUUUGAAGAUCAAGCAAGGCUUGAUUGUACGUAA